Messenger RNA from Schizophyllum commune H4-8, 2027 nucleotides. RefSeq lists its product as uncharacterized. The transcript has 8 exons. The coding region runs from base 285 to 2003 and encodes 572 amino acids. NCBI's taxonomy places the organism in Eukaryota, Fungi, Basidiomycota, Agaricomycetes, Agaricales, Schizophyllaceae. The record is from RefSeq and is a predicted model, not a curated record.
GGAAGUAAGCGCCUCAAGUGCACAGCAGCGCACAAUGAAGGCGGCUCCAACGAUAUCAGCCAGCUGGCAGAUGUGAUACUUGCUGUAUGGGACUAUGCUCGGCCAUCAGGUAUCCAUCACGGAUGAAGCAAUGAGCAAGAGCCCUCGAUGUCUCCCACAUGCAAGCGCCCCUUGUUUCCUCCUUCAUCCUCCACCUUCUCCCGCUAGGCAUCUCGCGCAAGCCCGCCCCCUCGUACAAGCCGAGGCCCCCGCUUGGCUAGCGGCAGGCACUCCACCGUUUGACCAUGAUAUCCCAGAAUUUCACCAUCGAGAGCGUCUGCCCGCUCAUUCGCUACGACCCUCCGAGCGGCUGGAGAGAAGGGGACCCCGCAGAUGACCCAGAGACGGGCAAGUACUCGGACGGGCACUUCACCCUCACGAACCAGAUGGGCUCGUCCGCAUCCUUCACCUUCAACGGGAGCGCUAUAUACAUCUUCGGGGCAAAGAGGGACAACCACGGGGUAUACGUCGUAGAACUCGACGGCGAAGGCACGACAUUCAGCGGACACGAUCAAGCCGGCCAAUUCCAAGUCCCCCUCUUCGCGCAGGACUCCCUGGAUAACACGCUGCACACCGUGAAGGUCACCAAUAGGGAAAGCCUCUACCUCGACAUCGACUACAUCACCUGGACGGCAUCGCUUGAGGGCGACUACUCACCUUCGCUAACGACGACCCAAGAUGAUGAUCCCAUGUUCUCCUACACUCCCUCCAACGCCUGGUCGACCGCUCCCGGAGAUAUCCCCUCGCUUGACAAGUUCAGUGGCGGGACAGCACAUGGCACUCGCUCUGCAGAUGCCUCCGUCUCACUCGAGUUCACCGGCCAAGCAGUCCAGCUGUUCGGAGGCACCGGCUCCGCGCGCGGGCCCUACGAAGUCCAGCUCGACGACGGCGACCCGCAGACCUUCAACGCGACGAAGCGCGACGUCACGCCGCAGACCCUCCUCUUCUACGCAGACGGCCUCGCCAAUGACAAGCACACCCUGAAGUUGACGAACAAGCCCGUGACGGAUGGACAGGGCCUCGUCAUUGACUAUGUCGUGUCAUACAAUGUGCGGGGCGGGCAGGAUUCGGGCAGCGGUGAUGAUACCAGUGCAGACGACUCGAGCAAGAGCGGCUCGGACUCGUCGGGGAAUGCCUCGACGUCGAAUGCCGGAGCCAUCGCGGGUGGGGUAGUCGGGACGCUCGGAGGCUUAGCCGUAAUCGCUGCGCUUGUCUUCUUCUUCCUACGACGACGACGACGCAAGGUCCUAGCCGAAAAGAGCAAGCUCAUCCCCCAAAGUUUUCCUGCACCCGGCUACCCGCCCUCCACGCCAGGCUACUACGGCUCGCCCGGCCCAUACGGCCAGCCCACCCCUUAUACGGACGCGAGCCCGCAGCCAUAUCCCCCUCCACAACCCUACCCCGGCCAACCGCCCCUCAUGCCCAAUCGCGGCGGCUUCCCGCCAAGCGAGGACCAGCGCACUUUCACCUCGUACUACCCUCCAACGACGGCGACGUCGUAUGCGUACAAUACCUCGAACUCCGACGGCUACAACUCUUCGCACUCCCAGGGGCGCGAUGGCUCCUCGCAGGGCAGCGCGGGCCCGCCGCAGCCCCCGCCUCCGGGGGGCACCGCCAGCCCCGUCUCGCACGACAUGUCGAAUCCCUGGUCGCAGUCCAGCUCCGGGCGCUCGGGCGGCGGCGCGACGCAGAUCGGGGCCGCGCUGUACGCCAUGAACCGGACGGACACGGAUAGCGGGUCGCCGACCACCGCAGCGCCGCCUCCCGCGCCCUUCUCUGGCUCGGGCUCGAGGAAGGCGAUGGGCGUGCCGCUGCCUCCCUCUGCGCAUGGACCACCGCCGACGCACAUACCUAUGGACACGCUGCAAGAUCAGCGUAUACACGUACCCGGGCGGGAGCAGGACUUUGGUCCGCUGCCGCCGGAGUACUCGCAAGUUUUCCAGGGUCAUGGGAAUGUGGCUUGAGGCUCACGAGUGAGUGGCUCGAAA